Orcinus orca (killer whale) is the source of this 2148-nucleotide messenger RNA. RefSeq names its product TNF alpha induced protein 8 like 1 (gene TNFAIP8L1). Bases 1258 to 1818 code for a protein of 186 amino acids. The transcript has 2 exons. The record is from RefSeq and is a predicted model, not a curated record. Lineage: Eukaryota; Metazoa; Chordata; Mammalia; Artiodactyla; Delphinidae. Gene Ontology annotation, biological process: negative regulation of TOR signaling; regulation of apoptotic process. Gene Ontology annotation, cellular component: cytoplasm.
CGGUGCCGGGGCGCCCCCCAAUCUCGGGGGCCACCUGGCCUCUCUGUUUCUCUCGCCCCCUAUGUCCCUGACCCCCCUUAUGUCUGUUUCCCUCUCCCUCUCCGUUUCUCCCUUUCACUGUCUUCCUGUCACUCUCUUGAUGUGUGGGUUACGGGGAGGCAUCCUGGGUCUGAACUGCCCACCCUGGCUUGGGGUGGUGCUCUGGGACCAGCACCCCCCUCCCCCCAACAAGAGGACUCUGAUGGACUCUGCCCCCUUUCACAGUGCAGGGCACCAGGUGCCAGGGCCAGAUUCCAGAGCUAGGAGGGCAUUCUAGGUGGUGGGCAGCCAGGCCAAAGGCGUGGAGGUGGGAAUGAGUGAGACUUCUGGCUGGUCCAGGCAGCAGAGACAGUCAGAGCCAGGCCCACCCAGACUGGCCACCUGGGAGCUCCCCAGUGUUCUGAAGCCUUGGCCUCAGUUUUGCCAGCUGUGAAUUGGGACCUUCGUCGCUGAGGUGACUGGCAGUUGACCUGACCCAGAUCUGCAUGCAUCACUACCUCCUCUCUCCUGGGGGGCUCUCCUGGAGGAGGAGCAGCCCCAGCUGUAAACAGGCCUCUGAGGUUACUUCCUGAGCAGGUCUGAGCCCAGCUGGGGGAGGUGAACGCCCUGGGUGGGGGGUGCCAUAGCAGGGUGAGGGCAGUUCAGCCCAGUGGUUGGGUUGGUUCAGCCCAAGCUCAGACCUUGGAAUCAGACAAACCUGGGUUCCCGCUCUGCCACUCAUCACUGGUACCUUGAACGAGUGAUUCAAUUCUCCAAGCCUCAAUUUCCUGUCUGAGGGUCAUAACUCCCUGGGGGUGAGGGCAGCUUCCAGAAUUAAAUGCAGGAAUGUGGGCCCUGCAAGUCUCUACCUGGCCUCCACCUCCUCCCUCUCUCCCCCUCACUCACUCUGCUCCAGCCACACAGCCUCCACAUUCCACCAACACGCCAGGCACCAUCCUGCCUCAGGGCCUUUGCACGGGCUAUUCCCUGUACCUCCAUGACAGGUGCACAGGCGCCAACUUUAAAACAUAACAAGUUGCCUAGAUGGGCUGGGCCAAGGGACUGCCAGGCCAGGGCUGGGCGGCUGGGUGGCUGGGAGGGGCAGAGGAGGAGCCGGCCCAGUGACGCUGUACCUAUGGAAACCGGAACAAAGAACUGUCGCCCCAGCCACGCGAACACCUGGGCUGAGCUUCUCCCACUUGGCAGGCUUGGUGGCCUGGGACGCAGGUGGUGGGGCGGAUGGACACCUUCAGCACCAAGAGCCUGGCCCUCCAGGCCCAGAAGAAGCUCCUGAGCAAGAUGGCAUCCAGGGCGGUAGCGGCCGCGUUCAUCGACGACACCAGCAGCGAGGUGCUGGACGAGCUGUACCGCGCCACCAAGGAGUUCACCCGCAGCCGCAAGGAGGCCCAGAAGGUGGUCAAGAACCUGGUCAAGGUGGCCGUGAAGCUGGGUGUCCUGCUGCGCAGCGGGCAGCUGGGCGGCGAGGAGCUGGCGCGGCUGCAGCGCUUCCGGCAGCAGGCCCGCCGCCUGGCCAUGACCGCCGUCAGCUUCCACCAGGUGGACUUCACCUUCGACCGGCGCGUCCUGGCCGCCGCCCUGCUUGAGUGCCGGGACCUGCUGCACCAGGCGGCGGGCGCGCACCUGACCGCCAAGUCCCACGGCCGCAUCAACCACGUGUUCGGCCACUUGGCUGACUGCGACUUCCUCGCCGCGCUCUACGGCCCGGCUGAGCCUUACCGCUCCCACCUGCGCAGGAUCUGCGAGGGUCUCACCCGGCUGCUGGACGAGGAGAGCAUAUGACCUCCGACCUGACCUCCGACCUCCCCGUUCCGGCUUCCCGCUGGGGGCGGGGCUUGCGGGGGGGGUUUUAACCUCUUUUCUCCCAGUCUGACUCUGGCCAAAACCACCCCGCCCAACACGCGUGCGCGCGCGCGCACACACACACACACACACACACACACACACACACACACACACACACACACACACACACACACACACACACACACACACACACACACACACACACACACACACACACACACACACACACACACACACACACACACACACACACACACACACACACACACACACACACACACACACACACGCCUCUGCAGCUCUAAG